This is a messenger RNA of Poecilia latipinna (sailfin molly), 2129 nucleotides long. RefSeq names its product homeobox C6a (gene hoxc6a). The transcript is spliced from 2 exons. Gene Ontology annotation, biological process: anterior/posterior pattern specification; regulation of transcription by RNA polymerase II. Gene Ontology annotation, molecular function: RNA polymerase II cis-regulatory region sequence-specific DNA binding; DNA-binding transcription factor activity, RNA polymerase II-specific. Bases 505 to 1215 code for a protein of 236 amino acids. The record is from RefSeq and is a predicted model, not a curated record. Lineage: Eukaryota; Metazoa; Chordata; Actinopteri; Cyprinodontiformes; Poeciliidae. Gene Ontology annotation, cellular component: nucleus.
UGUUAAAAAUGAGCCAAGUAGAAAAUAAAAUAAGAAAACCUUCCCGUCCAGUCAAGCUGGAUGGUGCGCGUGUACUUUGCCGUCUGUGUUGUGUUUAUCGGCAUUUAGCACCAAUGCUCCGCGCAGCUCUGAGCUAAAAGCUACAGUUUCGCCUCAACUUCCCGCUUCUCAAUUGGUUGGGAAUGGUCAGCUGACGUUGUCAUAUUGUCUCUCACUGAGCCAAGCCUCGGCUAUUACACUCGAGCUUUUUUUUUUUUUUUUUUUUUUUCGCGUCUUAACCGGAGAUUGGAAAUUAAUAAUAUUCAAUCCUCAAAAGUAGCCCCGCGACCACGCAGGAGAGGCAGCAACUCGAGAGGGGGGAAAAAUACGGGCGAUUUUUUGGGGAGGAAGGUGUGGUUGGUUGACUUGACACAGGCGGGAGGGAGAUUUACUGGAGAAGGAAGAUUGAAAAGAGACCCGAUAAAGAAGUGGGGAAGAGUUGGAGAGAAGGGUUACAAGCAAGGUAUGAAUUCUUAUUUCGCAAACCCGUCGCUCUCCUGCCAUUUGUCCGGUGGUCAAGAGGUUCUGCCCAACGUUCCCCUGAACUCCACCACCUAUGACACAGUGAGACAUUUUUCGUCGUACGGCGCCGCUGUGACCCAGAAUCGGAUAUAUGCCCCUUUCUACUCCCCUCAGGAGAAUGUGGUGUUCGGCUCCGGUAGGGCGCAGUACGAGUACGGAUCCAACGUAUUCCUCCAAGACAAGGACGUCCUGCCAAGCUGCAGGCAGACAAACAUGGGACUCGGCUCGCAGAGCCACAUUGCCCAGGAGUACAGUCUGGAUCAGGGGAGGGCAGGAGCCCAGGAGCAGAAGAGCAACAUCCCGAUCUACCCGUGGAUGCAGCGCAUGAACUCACACAGCGCAGGAGUGGGCUACGGGACGGACAGGCGCAGGGGACGUCAGAUCUACUCUCGCUACCAAACGCUGGAACUGGAAAAGGAAUUCCACUUCAACCGCUACCUGACCAGGCGCAGACGCAUCGAGAUCGCCAACGCGCUGUGCCUCACGGAGCGGCAAAUCAAGAUUUGGUUCCAGAACCGGCGCAUGAAGUGGAAGAAGGAGAGCAACCUGACGUCCACGGUGACUGGAAGUGAACAGACAGGGGCUGCUCAGGAGGAGGAACGGAGUGGCAGCGCAGUGGAAGAAGGGAAGGAUGAACACAAAAAAAAGGAAUAACGGGGAAGCAUAGCGCGCACGUGUGUGUGUGUGUGCAUGGAAGUGGAGAGGAGAGGGGAGGGGGGGGUCACCUCAUGACCAUGAAAGUCCAACAUAACUACCUAAAAAAAAAAAAUCUAUAAAGACUUGACUUCACUGCAUGAUGGUUAUACCCGCUGCUCUUUAUCUCAUCUUGACCACAGCAGUUGUGGAGCACUAAAUAUUCAAAACAUUAUUCCAUCCACAGUUUGAUCUCUGUGACAUCUGGAGCACUAAGGUGUUUGUUUUAUCAAUAUUAUAAAUAUCAAUGUCUCACAUGUAUUGUGAAAAUAAUAAUAACAAUAUUAUUAUUAAUAUUAAUAAUAAUACAAACGAAGAAAAACAAGUAUUAUUUUCCUGGUAUUUUUCCAAACACCAGGAAAAGUAAAAAGUAAAAAAAAAAAAAAAAAAAAAAAAAAUCUGUAUUUACCCACAGCCAAUUCCUCACUGUGAACUCUUUGAUCACCUCACCAAAUACAGUGUUGGUUUGACUUUGCUCAUGCACAUGCACAUUCCACGGCGUUCCAAGGAACACAAUGCAAAACUAGUACUUGAACUGUCCACAGAUUUAAAAAAGAAAAGAGAGACAAAAAAGAUUCAAGUUGCACGGUUGACCCUCAAGCUUGUAUAUAUAUAUAAUAAAAGUAGCAUAACAGCAUAUUAUGCAAAUUCCGCAAGAGCUGUGCAUUUAGCCGCUUGGAUUUUUGGCGCAGGACAACGUAAAAGAACAGCGCCACUUCUUCUUUGAAUCAUUUGACACCACAUGCUCUUGUUUUUGUUGUGAGACAGAUUUGUACACUAGUAAUUCUUCACCCUUUGAGUGUUAUGAUUUUAUGUUUGUUUUUUGUUUUUUUGUCAUAUUUGUGUAUCAGUAAAUAAAAUCUUUGUAAAACUUG